Messenger RNA from Chlamydomonas reinhardtii, 2988 nucleotides. RefSeq lists its product as uncharacterized. NCBI's taxonomy places the organism in Eukaryota, Viridiplantae, Chlorophyta, Chlorophyceae, Chlamydomonadales, Chlamydomonadaceae. The record is from RefSeq and is a predicted model, not a curated record. The transcript has 2 exons. Bases 18 to 2363 code for a protein of 781 amino acids.
CAGUAGCAUCAGUAACAAUGGAGGCUGGGGUGCGCCAGGGCUGCCCGCUCGCGCCGCUGCUGUACCUGUUCGUGGCGCAAGCACUGCUGUGCUGGCUGCAGAAGCAAAAGGUCGGCAUCCGCCUGCGCCCGGACCGCGAGGAGCUCGCCACAGCAUUCCAGUUUGCUGACGACACGAAAGUGUUGUUGGAAAGCGACGCAAAGGUGCCCGGGUUCAUUGCGGUCAUGGACACGUUCGGCCGCGCUACAGGGCAACGGCUGAACCUGUCAAAGGUGGAGCUACUGCGGGUCGGCUGCCUGCCAGCAGCGCCCGGGCCGGCCGCUGCGGUGGCCGGCGCAGCCCCCGCCGUGCCGGGCAUGCCCGCCGCGCCUGCCGUGCCUGUGGCGCCCGCCGCACCGGCUGCGCCCGCCGCGCCUGACGUGCCUGCGGCGCCCGCCGCAGCGGCCGCACCCACCACUGGACCAGCCGCAGCGGCUGCGCCUGGGCCUGGCGUACAGGAACAGCUAUGCGGCCUUAAGGUGGUCACAGCGGCCACCGCCCUCAGCGUGCCGUUCAGCAGUGACCCCACACGGCUGCGGCUGGACUGGACAGCCCGCAUGCGAGAGGCCAGGCGCCGCCUGCGGCGUGUCGCCCACCUGGGACUCUCAGUCUUUGGCCGCGCCAGUGCAGCCUCAGCCUACUGCACCUCCAUGGUGACAUGGCACAUGGAACACAGCGGAUUGCCCGACGACAUAGCCCAGGAACUGGAGCGAUUGGUGGCGCGGGUGGUUGACCGCCGACUGGCCCCGGACUCGACCGAGAAGCGCCUUACGGGCAUCCCGACGGAGCUGCUUUAUGGCCACCCCACCACUGGCGGCUUCGGCGCACUGCCCAUCCGGCAGCACGUGCGUGGCCGGCAUGCGACAUGGGCCGCACGCCUGGCCGCCCAUGACGACAUCCCGGCCGCCCCGCAGCCCCAGCCGUGGUGCGUCGCCUACGACGUCUACCUCCGCGCGCACCACCCAUCCCUGCGCCCCAGUAGCACGCUGACGGCAGUCCCGGUGGUGGAGGGCGCCGGCGACAUCAUCCCCAGCCACCCGCUCCCCGAGGAUACCGAGCGCACGGUCUCAGCGCUGGGGUGGCUACCACCGGUGCAAGUGCUGACUGAGGCACCGGAGCCUGGUGCCUGGUGCUUCACGGCGCCGCUGUGGGGCAACCCGCUCCUCACCCCGUCCCCCGCGGCGGCCAGCGGCGAGCAGGAGGAGGAGGAUAGCGGCAGCGAUGGCGAAACAGCUGUGGAGCCCGUUCCGGGCCUUGUCGGCGACAUCCCGCCAUCAUGGUGGAGUGCAGCGCAGGCUCACGCCGCACAGCUGGCGAGCCCUGGCCCAGCGCCUGUCCCGGCGCCGUCCACCAGUGAGGUCGUCCGCACCACCAUCAUGCCGCGCAUGGGCUGGAAGCUCUCUGGCUCUGAGACCCUCAAAGUCCCCCUAGCGAAGCUGUCCGUCCGCAUGGCCACAUCCAUGCAGCUGGACGAUGUGGCCACGCGGCGGGCGGACCUACACGAGGAUUAUGAGCGCGCGGCACAGGGCCUCCCGCCGCGCGCUGUGGUGCGGCGGGAGGACCUGCCAGCAGCUGCGGCUGCAACGCUUGGCGCCAUUAGGGACACCCUGGCGCGCCUUUGGCAGAAGGUGCGGUGGGAACGGCGACACUUUGAGACGCUGUGGCGAUUGGCCAUCGACGCAGUGCCGCUGCCGGGAAACUCGCAUAUGCCGUUGGCUCGCCGUGAGCCAUGCGGCUGUGGGCAACACGGCCAUGGGGGCGCCGCGGUGGAGGCACACGCCGCCGCCGCGCCCACGCCAUGGCAGCACCACUUCUGGGAUUGCGCGGUGGCGAAGGCCGUGGUGGCGCAGAUCAACGCACACAACCCCGGUCCGGCUCCCAUCAGCCAAGCCCAGCUGUGGCUGGUUCAGGCGCCGCCGGGUUUUCAGCAGUGUGUUUGGGACGUGGUGGUGAUGGCGGCGCUGGCCGCCACAGAACAUGGCCGGGUGCGGCUGCGCGGGAUGACGCGCGCCGCAGCGGCCCUGGGAAUUCAGACGGCGGCGGCAGCAGCUCCCGAGGCUGCGGUGGCAGGUGCAGCGGAGGCGGAACCCGAUCUUGACGAGAUCCCGCCCACACAGCUGACGCCGCCGCAGCCAGGCGUCAACCCCGUCGAGCUUGCGUGCGCUCGUGCAGUCGCGGACUUCUGGUCGCGGCUGAUGCAGUUCGCGCAGCUCGGCGUGCCCCAAAAGGGCUGGGAUGGUGUUGACGCCACUCACCCCAUCCUGGCGGUGGUGAACGGUGAAAUGCUGUGCGCGAUGCCGCAAGCUAUGGAGCUGGAGGCUUGAAAGGGAUCAGCCCUUAGGAGAAGCGCGUGAGCACUAACAUGAGCCACUGAAGCAGUGGCAUACGAGAGGGUCAGCGGGGGAGCUUAGUGGGCAGGCGAAGGGUUUUUGUUUUACGCCCGUGGGAGCAGGGCCAGGUUUGCGGGGUUUUAAUGCCUGAGAGGGUGUAUUGGGUGCUGCAACACCCCGGGUCUUACGGCCUGGACCGGCCUAGUGGCCAGACGCGUUUGUGGCUGCCCUUAGGCAUUGUCUGCCCUUGAGUCGAGAGCUGGUUAGGUUGCGGUUGAGGUCGUGCAGGCUGCCGGGUCGUAGGACUCAGCCCCGCAGCCACUGUGGUCGUGCUUUCGCGUGCUGUCGCGUGCUGCGUGUUUUGUUAUGUUUGCUGUUGUUUGUCUUCUGCCCGCCUGGUUUUUAAGAGGUAGCUCGCCCGCUGGGUCUGAGGUUGUUACACCGGUAGUAAUUCCGCAAGGAUUACUGGCGCGGUGAAGGGUCGGAGUGCGUUGCCCUGUGGACUCCAGAGCUGGUUGCGCUCUGCCGGGGAAACGCCAGGUCACGGCAGCCCUCGAUUGAGAGCCCUGUCGUUGGUUAUACCAGAUACACGAUUCACGUGAUCUGGCAGAAUAACCGU